AUGUGGAACGCUUCUGAUGUCAACUUCUCCUGCUACCAUGAGUCUGUGCUGGGCUAUCGUUACGUGGCAGUUAGCUGGGGAAUUGUGGUGGCUGUGACGGGCACCGUGGGCAACGUGCUCACCCUGCUGGCCUUGGCCAUCCAGCCCAAGCUCCGUACCCGCUUCAACCUGCUCAUCGCCAACCUCACAGUGGCUGAUCUGCUCUACUGCACCCUUCUCCAGCCCUUCUCAGUGGACACCUACCUCAACCUGCACUGGCGCACUGGUGCCACCUUCUGCCGCAUCUUUGGGUUCCUCCUUUUUGCAUCCAACUCUGUCUCCAUCCUCACCCUCUGCCUCAUCGCCCUGGGACGCUAUCUCCUCAUUGCCCACCCUAAGCUCUUUCCCCAAGUUUUCAGUGCCAAGGGCAUAGUGCUGGCACUGGUGAGCACCUGGGUGUUGGCUGUGGCCAGCUUCGCUCCCCUCUGGCCAAUCUAUAUCUUGGUGCCCGUAGUCUGCACCUGCAGCUUUGAUCGCAUCCGAGGCCAGCCCUACACCACCGUCCUCCUGGGCAUCUAUUUUGUGGUUGGGCUCAGCAGUGUCGGCGUCUUCUAUUGCCUCAUCCACCGGCAGGUGAAGCGAGCAGCACAAGCACUGGAUCAGUACAAGCUGCGCCAGGCAAGCACCCGCUCCAGCCAUGUGGCUGGGGCACAGGAGGCCGCGCCUGGUCGCUUCCAGGAGCUGGACAGUGGGCUGGCAUCAGGAGGGCCCAGCGAGGGGAUUUCAUCUGAGCCAGUCAGUGCUGCCACCACCCAGACCUUGGAAGGAGACUCAUCAGAAGUCAGGGACCAGAGCAACAGUAAGGCAGCUAAGCAGAUGGCAGAGAAAAACCCUCCAGGAGUGGCUGCCAAGGCCAGGAUGACUAAAGGAGCCCAGAGAGCUCAGGACUCUCCAUCAGAGUUUGGGAAGGUGACCCGGAUGUGUUUUGCUGUGUUCCUCUGCUUCACCCUGAGCUACAUCCCUUUCUUGCUACUCAACAUCCUGGAUGCCAAGGUUCAGGCUCCCCGAGUUGUCCACAUGCUGGCUGCCAACCUCACCUGGCUUAAUGGCUGCAUCAACCCUGUGCUGUACGCAGCCAUGAACCGCCAGUUCCGCCAAGCCUAUGGCUCCCUCCUGAAACGAGGGCCCCGGAGUUUCCGUAGGUUCCAUUAA
This is a messenger RNA of Budorcas taxicolor (takin), 1191 nucleotides long. It is a transcript of the gene GPR84, whose product is annotated as G protein-coupled receptor 84. The coding region runs from base 1 to 1191 and encodes 396 amino acids. Gene Ontology annotation, molecular function: urotensin II receptor activity. The record is from RefSeq and is a predicted model, not a curated record. Gene Ontology annotation, biological process: neuropeptide signaling pathway. Lineage: Eukaryota; Metazoa; Chordata; Mammalia; Artiodactyla; Bovidae. Gene Ontology annotation, cellular component: membrane. The transcript has a single exon.